Messenger RNA from Scaptodrosophila lebanonensis, 1089 nucleotides. It is a transcript of the gene asrij, whose product is annotated as OCIA domain-containing protein 1. The coding region runs from base 229 to 996 and encodes 255 amino acids. The record is from RefSeq and is a predicted model, not a curated record. Gene Ontology annotation, cellular component: endosome. The transcript is spliced from 4 exons. Lineage: Eukaryota; Metazoa; Arthropoda; Insecta; Diptera; Drosophilidae.
GCGUCGUACGUGUUGCAUCCCUGGUAUUCUGUUCUGCGCGGCGCGCGUCCUACGUUAAAAUCACUAUUAAUUUGGACUUUCUAUUGACUGCAGGGCUGAAGACUUACCAAAGAGUCAGCUGAUAAGCGAACUUUUGCCGGUGGUAUUUCACAUAUGUACACAGAUAUUUCCAAAUUUAAGUCUCAUAUUAGCAUUACAUAAAUAAAGAAUUAUAUUAUUGAGCAAACCAUGGAUUCUCCAUUGAAUGAUCCACAAAGGCCACCACAACCUAACCAACAUCCACUGGCUGACUAUCACUUUAGUCCGGAGGAGGUGCGGGCAUUACGGGAGUGUAACACCGAAUCGUUUUUCCAGCGAUCCCUGCCAUUUGGCACAGGGUUGGGUGUCCUGGCCUACUUCGGAGUGAAAAAUGGCUAUCUGCGUGGUAACGGAAAGUAUGGGGCUGUGCCCAAAGUCAUAAUGGGCGUUGUGUUGGGCUACUUUGUGGGAAAGUUCAGCUACCAACAGAAGUGUGCGGAGAAGAUUAUGCGUAUGCCAAAUUCUCGACUGGGAGAGCUACUAAGGCAGCGACGCCAAGGUGGUGGUGUAAUUAGCAGCAUCACACCCGACGAGAGUUUAGGCCGCGCAUUCACCCUCGCCCCUUUCACUCCCAGUGCAGACGUUUAUAGCGACGAAGGCAUGCGUGGCUCCGCCCUAAAUUUGGACACAGAGUCUCGGCCAACUAUCUCUGGCCUGGACGACAUAUACAGGCCCACACUGGAUUCCACAAACACAAUGCUAGACACAGAGUUGCCGCUGGAGCCUGCUAAGCCGGGUCAGUCCUAUGAGGAUUUGCGCAAGAAAAAUCGUGACGAGUUUUCAAAACGUCAGCAAAGCACAUAUUCACGACCAGUGGACCCGCCCCCACCAAUUCGUCAAUCUGUUCCAGAAUCCGAACAAAGCUUUGGUGCUCCACAUACUAGAAAGAACAAGUAUGGUGAUGCCUGGACUGACUAAGCAAAUUAUAAGACGUGUUAACUAUGUUUCAAAAUACAAUAAUAAUUAUUUGUUUCCGACAAGGAUCAAAAAAAUGCAUACAAAAGUUAAAAA